ACUACUCGCGAGUCGAGUUCGAGUCCGAGCAAAGUCAGCCUAUACAAUCCCGAGUCCGUUCUGGAAGAUCUAUCCGAAAAUCCAAACUCAACUUCGUCUCCCCAGCAGUUCUACGCGUGUCUAAGACACUCGCAGUCCCGUCAAGAAACUGCCUCAUAUGCUGAAACCGACCCAGAAACAGCAGAGAGAACCAGAAGACAAAUCUUCUGGUAUCGCAGACAAAGACGUAAAGCAUCUCCUCCCGAGCUGUCAGAGCACCAUCGACGAUAUCUGGAGGAUGUAGGUGCGCUCCUCGUGCUACCAAAAUCAACAACCGACGCCUUGCUACCAAUCUAUACAACGCUAUUGAACGACCUGAUUCCCAUACUUGACGGGGGCAUUUGUCUCGUCGCAUGCAAGAGCAAACAAGCAGCGCCCUUUCUGCAAGUAGUCGAGGACGGCGAGGUUUUGAACUCGUUAGACUUCGCUUCCAAACUGCUCACAGGUCUGGACGCUGCCAUGAAAGCAAAUCUUGAGCCAGACCGGGUCACAAAGAUUCAAAUUCUGGCUUUGAUGCAUUUACACAAUGAUGGAAUAGGUGGCGUAGACCGGUCUUCGAGCUAUUUGUCGCAAGCCAUAUGCGAGGCAUGGUCUAUAUCGCUCCAUCUCAAUGUUCCAAGAAGCCCAGAUCGUAGACAGGGCGACUUUCUUUGGUGGGCACUCAGGAACUUUGACCGAUUGAACAAGCCAAUCAUGGGGGCAGCACCUUUCAUGAUUGAUGAUACCGACAUCGCGCUUGAGCGCAUUGCCUUGACGGAGGGAGACUACAGGUCGCAGCUAAUGUCAGUCUCACUAGCGCUCGGGGAUCUCAUGAUCACCGCCACUAGGGUCUACAAAGCAAGCUCCAAAGCUACUGUAGAUGACUGCGGUGAAUUCCCAUCACUCUCGAAGCUCACGUCAAACACAUCUUUUGACGGUUUCCACAGGUCACAUGCAGCCUACCUCGAGAUCUGGUAUCACGUUGCUGCUAUGCUGUCCUGUCGAUACAGUGGCCCAGGCAGUCCUCAAUACAAUCGCCGUCUUGCGUCGGCCGGAGGGGUGCUCGGCAUCAUAUCCAAAGAAGGCUCUGAACGGCUCCCACCCUUACCUCUGGUCCCAUACGCUGUGUCAAUGGCCACAACAGUUGUUUACCGCGCAUUGAGAGAUAACCAAAGAGAUACUGUGACUACCUGUGCGGACCUCGGCCUUUGCUGCAAGGCACUGGACGUUCUAUCAGAAAGAUGGACUACUGUCAAAGGUGUAGCAAGACUGGCCAAGCGCUUAUUGCAAUUCAUCCAGCGAAGCGUUUACGAUGAGCAACCCCAAUGCACAUGCCUAGGCCAUGCCUCGGGUUCAUUGGUGCCUACUUCUAAAGGAAGACCCUGUCACUCAGCGCUUGAAACUGAAAUUGUACCUGUCAGUCCUAACACUUUGGUCAGAAAUGUCCCUGACCAAUUAUCCGGAGGGCGAUCUGAGGAUACGGAGCGGGAUGCCUUGCGCGAAGUGCAGUUGCCGACUCCAGCUGGAGACCUUUGGGAUCAGGGCGAUGUGUCAUACCUUCAACUGGACCGGGCGUUUUAUGACAUGUUCGAUGAUGGAAUGCCUGAUAUUUUUCGCGACUCUACAACCUGGGAUUUUAUGCAUGCACCUGAGGGGUACUAUGAUCAUCCAUCAAUUGAGUAG
Messenger RNA from Colletotrichum gloeosporioides, 1701 nucleotides. RefSeq lists its product as uncharacterized. The transcript is spliced from 3 exons. NCBI's taxonomy places the organism in Eukaryota, Fungi, Ascomycota, Sordariomycetes, Glomerellales, Glomerellaceae. The record is from RefSeq and is a predicted model, not a curated record. The annotation marks the transcript as partial.